Molecule: messenger RNA, 1122 nt
Organism: Suillus paluster
Lineage: Eukaryota; Fungi; Basidiomycota; Agaricomycetes; Boletales; Suillaceae
Product: triose-phosphate transporter family-domain-containing protein
Exons: 5
Coding region: 1-1122 (373 amino acids)
Cellular component (GO): endosome; Golgi apparatus; trans-Golgi network
Molecular function (GO): antiporter activity
Source: RefSeq, a predicted model, not a curated record
AUGGAGAACGAAAAACUUGCCACCGUCGACCUCCACGAAGACCUUCCUCCUCCAGCAACAGCUCAACACCAACAACAGCCUCGAAGUCGUGCAAAGCUCAGCGCAGCCGCAAUAAUCCCUGUCUGGAUUGUUCUCAGUAGUGGUGUCAUCAUCUACAACAAUUAUAUCUACAAUACUUUGCAGUUCAAGUAUCCAGUCUUUUUAGUCACUUGGCAUUUGACGUUUGCCGCAAUUGGCACCCGCAUCCUGCAACGUACUACCCACCUCCUCGAUGGUGCCAAAGAUGUUCCAGUCAGCAAAGACAUGUUCUUUCGCUCCAUCCUCCCCAUUGGCCUUCUUUUCUCCGGUAGUCUCAUCCUCAGCAAUACGGCUUAUCUGUACCUGAGCGUGGCCUAUAUUCAGAUGCUAAAGGCCUUCACCCCAGUGGCCAUCCUACUCAUCACAUGGGCAACCCGGAUAAGCGAACCCUCCCGCAAGCUGCUAUUAAUCGUUCUCAUGAUUUCCUCCGGUGUUGCCAUCACAAGCAAGGGUGAGAAGUGGUUUAGUUUAGUUGGAUUUUUCAUUCAGGCUGGAGGAGUCGGUUUCGAAGCCACCCGCCUCGUACUAAUCCAAACCCUCCUACACGGGCUCAAGAUGGACCCCCUCGUCUCCCUCCACCUCUACGCUCCCGUCUGCGCGCUUAUCAACCUCUGUGUCUUACCUUUCACAGAGGGCAUCGAACCCCUUCGCAUCGUAUGGGCGAGUAUCGUGGGGUCGUACAGUGAAGCUAUGGUUGCCGUAUCCAACAGCGCAGCGUCUGCUUUAGCCAGCACAGCGACAUCGGAUGCCACAGUCUCAGCAGUUGUCGCAUCAGGAGAGGCACUCGAGGCCGUGGUGCCCCACAUCACGCCCUUCCUGCUAUUCACGAACGCACUACUUGCGUUCCUGCUGAACAUUGCAGCUGUGUUUUUGGUAGGCGCGGGGAGUGGAUUGGUGUUGACGCUUGCGGGUGUGUUGAAGGAUGUGUUGUUGGUAGCGGGAAGCGUGGUGAUUUGGGGUGGGGAGGUGGGCGUGAUGCAGGCGUCUGGAUACUCGAUAGCGUUGUGCGGAUUAGUGCUGUUUAAGGUGUCGGGUGGGAAGUGA